AUGAGAUACGUGGACGUUUGUUCCCUAUGUCCUUAUGUAUUGAAACACAGACCAUUUCCCGUAGGGCAUCCCGAGAUCAUCACAGACGAGUUCCAGGAUGUGAGAAGUUAUUUCGGCCUCAUUCACUGUCGGGUCUUACCUCCCCGAGGCCUCUAUCACCCCGUAUUACCUUAUCGGACGGGAGGCAAGUUAUUGUUUCCCUUAUGUCGAACGUGUGCCGAACGACAGGACUCUACUUCUCAACAUCCAUGUCAACACACCGACCAGGAACGUAGUCUCACGGGCACCUGGGUGACAACCGAAUUACAUAAAGCCCUGGACAUGGGAUAUACCUUAGAGCGAAUCUACGAAGUGUGGCAUUUUAAAGAAAGCAGUCAAGAGUUAUUCAGAUCCUACAUCGAUACCUUCCUCAAGAUCAAACAGGAAGCCUCCGGAUUUCCCCCCGACUGUAAGACCUCAGAUCAAGAACAAGAUUACAUUCGACAAGUCUUACACAAAGAAGGUAUCCUAAUGGACAUUCUCAGUAUCGAGAAGAAUCCAGUGAGAAGAACCAUCGCUAAACUCUUUUUAAAUUGCCUGUGGGGAAAAUUUGCUCAACGCUUGUUAUUACCCAUAGCCAGAUACUUGGACGAAGAAGAGGAAUUACAGCAACUCUUACAAGAUUCGACUCUCGACAUCAAGGGCAUGCAACUCUUAGUUAAUAAAGAGAACCCCAAUGAAGACAAGAUGCUAGUGAAUUAUCAAGACAAGCAGGAAUUCGUCGAAGAAUGUCCCUUUGGAAACGUGGUCCUGGCUUGUUUUACCACCGCGCAUGCCCGCUUACACCUCUACGAGACUUUACAACCUUUAGGAGAUCGGGGCCUUUAUUUCGAUACGGAUAGUAUCAUUUAUCAACAUCGGGAAGGAGUCUUUAAUCCUACCUUGAGCAAUAGUUUAGGAGAAUGGACCGACGAAUUAGACGGGGAUCACAUCACCAAAUUCAUGUCGGCAGGUCCUAACAAUUAUGGUUACCAGACCAAAGGAACCGAGACCCUUAAAGUCAAAGGAAUCACUCUCAACCAUCGAACCUCUCAAAUCGUGUCCCUAAACACUUUACAAAAAAUGCUCAAAGGAGAAAUAGAGGAAGUUACAGUACCCUAUCCCAACAAAAUCCAGAGGACCCGUGAUCAUGACGUCGUGACCAAACCUUUAGAGAAAAAGUAUAGAAUUGUGUAUGACAAGAGACAAAUUGUAGAGAAUUAUAACACUUUACCUUAUGGUUAUUGA
Messenger RNA from Saccostrea cuccullata (small rock oyster), 1266 nucleotides. RefSeq lists its product as uncharacterized. The record is from RefSeq and is a predicted model, not a curated record. Gene Ontology annotation, molecular function: DNA-directed DNA polymerase activity; DNA binding; nucleotide binding. Gene Ontology annotation, biological process: DNA replication. The transcript has a single exon. Bases 1 to 1266 code for a protein of 421 amino acids. Lineage: Eukaryota; Metazoa; Mollusca; Bivalvia; Ostreida; Ostreidae.